UUCAUUCCAACUCCAAGAGCUAGACUGAUACGAUACCACUUGGGUCCAUUCUCAUGUCAUGAGCUCGCUGAAUGACGUUGAAUCGACCGCUUCAGCCAUGCGGGCCUCAAGCUAUGCCCGCCGUUACGUCCAUCGAAGGAUCAAGGGAAUCGCUACGGUGACGAGCGUUGGCCUCUUGAUAUUUUUCUUCCUCUCUUACCGCCUGGUAUCAAAGGACGGAAUAUCUCGGGCGGAUGAGGAUCUGUUGCAAGAGCUCGAAACCCAGUCAAACGAUGCACGAAGACAGGCCAUCGAAGCGGCGCUCGAUGCGCUCGAACUGGCCCCCGAUGAUCCGGAUCCUGAGACUCUAUCCUCAGCAGAAGAUUAUUUCCCAGAGAUCGACCCGUUCUCUCUUCCUCCACCCAAAAUCGAGGAGUUCCCCUUGGACCGAUAUACGUACAUUUAUCCUCGGCCACCGACAGAACCGGAAGAACCAGAACCCUCGAUCCACCGGCCGUUACCCGAGGGCAGUUUUGUCGAGACUUGGGAGAGCCCAAGCUGGUUCGACCCCGAAGGAGGAGGGCAGAACGAGUUGCCUCGGGUACAGUACGACUUUAGCCAGAACGAGGAGACUGAGGAGGAAAGGACUACGAGGGAAGAGAGAAGGGAUGCUAUCAGACGAGCGUUCGCGUAUGCCUGGCAGCAGUACAAAGACAAGGCUUGGGGUCACGACGAAGUCAGACCGGUCAGCGGGGUAAAGUCGAAUCCGUUUCAAAAUUGGGGAGCUAGCAUAAUCGACUCUCUGGAGACACUCUUGAUCAUGGGUCUAACAAAGGAAUACGACCUUUGUCGCAAACACGUGAACAUGGUCGAUUUCCGACUAGUCAACGGAAAAGACUGGGCUUUUGGUUAUCGACCGAGUCCUGAACUGGAACGGACCCCGGGCAUGCCGGAAUGGUGGUUCCACAAACAGCGCGCCGGUCGGGAUCAGUUCGCCCACAUUGCCAGUUUCGAGAUGGGUAUCCGAUACCUCGGGGGUCUCAUCGGAGCCUACGACCUGUCUGGCGACGAGCUCAUGCUCGACCGGGCGAAAGAGCUGGGCAAGAUCUUGGGACGCGGGUUCGACUCUCCCUCGGGGCUCGUGCUCGGCCGUUUCGACGCCGGUAGCGACCAAGACUGGUUCAUGUCUGGCAGAGUCUCGCUGGCAGAAGUCGGAAGCAUGACGCUUGAACUCACUCGUCUGAGCCAAGUCACGGGAGAUCGAUGGUACUUUGAUCGAGCACAGCGGGCGAUCGAUUAUCUCGAUCAGGUCGUCAUCCCCCGUGCGGACAUGACACCGCUCUUGCCCGCAGCUUUCGAUAGUCAGGUCGAGCGUACCAACCUGCAGGUGCAAGGGGAAUACACGUUCGGGGGAAUGGCCGAUUCAUAUUACGAGUACUUGAUCAAGCAACAUCAGCUAGUAGGAGGUGCUACGGAUCAAUAUUCCAGGAUGUAUGAAGCGGCGAUUGACAAGGCGGAAGAAAAGCUCUUCAUGGACCUCGAUGUCUAUCCCGGACGCAACCUCAUGACCAUUGGAGCCAUCAACCACGGCAUGAAACAACUCGUCCUCGAGCAUCUGACUUGUUUCGCAGGAGGAAUGCUGGGGCUUGGAAGUCGCCUUCUGGAUCGGGCGAGAGACAUGGCAUAUGGCCAGCGCCUAACCCAGACUUGCUACUGGGCAGUGAGUUCUAACGCUAUCCUUUAUUGCCACUACCUACCAAAAACAUAUUAUCUACAGGGAGCCGCAACUGUCAGCGGUUUACAACCCGAAAAAAUAUGGUUCCAUACUGCAAGCGAGCCAUGGGCAUACCAAAAUAUCACAAUACCGCUUGGCGUCUACAGCAAGGAAGGAGAAGAGGAGGUUCUCGUCAAGGAGAUUCUACGAGGAAAUCCCCCUGGCUUGAAAAGUGGAAACCGUGUGUACAUCGGAAGACCUGAAACCGCAGAAAGCGUCUUCUACAUGUAUCGCUUGACCGGCGACAAGAAGUGGCAGGAGAAAGGAUGGAGAAUGUUCACAUCGUGGAUGGAUAGUUGUACGGCGGGUGCUGGAUUCUCCAGCGUUUCAGAUGUUAGCGUGUAUCCGCCUCGGUUGGCAGAUAACAUGGAAUCAUUUGUCUUCGCUGAAACGCUCAAGUACUACUAUCUGCUGCAGUCGGAGCCAGAUCUCAUUUCGCUGGACGACUACGUCUUUACAACUGAGGCACAUCCGUUACUCUUAAGGAAUCGACGACCGGGAGUGGACGGAUUCUGGGACAGACCAGAAGAGCCAGACGCGGAUCUCGGCGAGCGUGCAUUUGGGACGGAUGCUCAAUUAUGGGAGCGACACGAUGUCAAGGCGAAAGAGGCUGUAAGGCUUGCCAAGCUGAGGCAGCCACCGCCCGGGAACGGUGGUGGGAGAGGUAUGGGAGGCGGCGCUCCACCUGCUCCUCAUGCUCCCGUUGUAAAGCCCCCGCCAGAGAGGCCUUUCACGGAGAAGCCUGCGGGAGACAUGCUACCACCUGACAGAUAUGAAGUUUGGUAGUCAAGAUAGAGUCUCGGAAAGGCUUCAAGGAGCUCAGAUCCUUGCAUUUUACUGUAUAAUCUAGACAUAGCAUGUCGUACAUCAGAGCUGUAUCAUAAUAAUCAAUUUCAUUUUCGAUCGAA
This is a messenger RNA of Filobasidium floriforme, 2661 nucleotides long. RefSeq names its product putative mannosyl-oligosaccharide 1,2-alpha-mannosidase. Gene Ontology annotation, biological process: N-glycan processing; carbohydrate metabolic process. Gene Ontology annotation, molecular function: mannosyl-oligosaccharide 1,2-alpha-mannosidase activity; calcium ion binding. The record is from RefSeq and is a predicted model, not a curated record. The coding region runs from base 59 to 2539 and encodes 826 amino acids. Lineage: Eukaryota; Fungi; Basidiomycota; Tremellomycetes; Filobasidiales; Filobasidiaceae. The transcript is spliced from 12 exons. Gene Ontology annotation, cellular component: endoplasmic reticulum; Golgi membrane.